CAAAGAUUAGCGCAGAGACUAUGCAUCACGGAGGUGACUCAUUCAAGAUCUAUCUCCGUCCGAUUUCCAUGCGAAGGGUCAGAUAUUAUAUUGCAUCUGGAAUCUAGAUCCGCUGCUGCCUCAGAUUGUCGCGUUCAAUUGGUCGUUUCAGUCGAUAAUGUUUCCGAAUCGGUCGAGUCUGCCUUCUUGACUGAAUGGGAUGAAAACAUUUUAUGCUUCUGCGCGAUUUCUGGCCGCGUCAGGGGUAUGACAUACAUGUAUCCUGCAGGAUAUUUACCUCAUCGACUGACGUCUACCAGUAUCCCCGCCUUCACGAUGCUGAGUGUAACGGAAACCGAGAUAGUCCAUAGCUUCUCCUGCGAAGCUUGACACCAGCUGUAUCAACCAUCUCAAUGCUGAGAGAGCCUACCGAGUGAUCAUGAGGAUCAAAUCAUCGAAGCGGAGAGUUUGCACGUGAUCAGAUUUUCAAAGACAGAUUUUGUUGUGACGCUCUGCGUUCGUGACACCUACGUUCUUGAAAAAGCGUGAGACCUGCGAGGGUCUCCGGAGCCUCAAGGCCGCUCUAAUCUGCUCUACCACUCUCAUGCACGGUGGGAUCGGAGGGACCAAACGUCCACUAGCUCGGCGGAACGUCCAGCAAGAGUUAUUAGUCUUCCCGGGGUGGCAAGUUGCGUGUGAGCGGUCUUGGCUGGGAAGUUUAUUCACUUCUCUCGACGUUAUCGUUGUGGCGGGCCCACAUAAAGGCCGGCCACCAGACCGACGGUGUCAAAACGAUGCGCUUCAAUUUGCUUCCGGGCAUCUUCUCCCUGUUCCUUGCGCUUCCAGUCGUCGCAUCGGCCCUCCUCAGCAUCAACCCCAACCCCGAUGUGCUUCUCUCGCCGGAGUCCCUGCCGCGUCAGCUCCCUAGGACCAACGCGGAACGUCUGAGGCUGCGACUGCCCUUGAUGAAGCCCGGGCGCAAGCUGCAAGGUCUGGGCUCCCCUGUCAAAAAGAUGAUCGAGGAAGCAGCUCCUCCCCGUCCGUCCAGUGCGCCCAUCCCGCUGUGCGUGUCCCUACUCGCAUCACUCGUCCGUUUGCCCUUGACUGUGCUCAUUGGCAGACAAACGUGCGCGAUUUCUGUGUCCAUUGGCGGCACAUUGCGUGGUUUCCUGGCCCCCACACUGAACCCAUUCGGAGAGUUCAACGCCAUACAGCAGGACCGAGCCGGCGCGCUGCUGGUCAGGUUUCCCUACACGCCUGGGACGGGGAAUGUGUCGGAGGUCGACUUGCAGAUGCUGAAUGGCCCGGCGGGUGGUUUCAAAGAGAUGUACCUCGGGCUCGGUAAUCCGUCCCUCCCUUUCCCGGACCGUUCGCACUGUCUGAUCUGCUGCAGUUGUUGGAUACAGUGAUACCAACAACACGCUCGGACCCGGAUCCCGAAAGUACGCAGAUCCUGCCGAGUUCACGCAGAUCCUCGCGUUGUGUAACUGUCAUUGCACAGCUAUGUGUACCUUUCUGCGACGUCGCAGACCCAGCCGGGCGGUGCGCCCAGUCUGGGCGAGUCGACGAUCAACUCGUUCUCCAUGCGGACGGGCAUCGCGGAGGCCGUCGAGUCGGCCGUCUGGCAGUACUGCCCUGUUUCACAGGAUCUGCGCGCGUUUUGGGAGAACGACGGCGCGCAGACGGUGCCUCUGAAAGCGGUGUUCAAGGCUGACAGUGAUGCUGCUUUCGUCCUGACAGGUGACCUAGUCGCGUGGCGGAAAGCGUUUGGGUUCUUUCCUGAGGCGACGUUUCGGUGCGUUUCGGUAGCGGGCUGAGCAGGCACGCUCGUUACAGAAGAUUAAUGCAGCGCCAUUGACACCGACAUCGACAGCGAUGGGAGUGGCUCUAGACUAUGGAAGGACUACAGACUUGAUUGCCGGGGUGCUAUCCGAUAUCCUCCUGCGGAAUACCCACUAGAUUCUACAGCUUGUUAAGCCUCUCUUCGUGCUUGCCAGACCGCACAGAAGCGGUCAUCUGGUGCGCCAACUCAGGAAUAUGAUUACCGGACACGAACUGCCAGCCAUUUUGGAUCAGAAUGCCGGGUGCCGAGGCAAUGGGCAGGCCAUGCCUGCCACAUCCAUUCCAGGUACAGCAGUUGUCUUACGUAACAUUCCUUCUGCCAAACGUGCGAAGCCAAAGUCGAGGUUAAGGCGGAGAUGAGAAGUUGCCGCGCUCCCACCCUGCUCCGUCUCGCCAUGUCGUCGUCCUCGUCCACCGCCCGGGAGCUUCUUGCGGUCAACCUGGCCGCGCUGACAUGCUCGUCCUUGUUCUACGGCAUGUUCCUGGUGCUGUUCGUGACCUCGCUGUAUCUCCUGGUCGCACGGUACCUGGCGGUGAGGCGGUCGAGAAAAGUGCACAGUCCUCCGUCUCUGUUCCGCUCGACUGUCUUCAUCGCGGCGAUCUUGAUGUGGUUCGCCGUCACUGCACACUGGAUCACGACGGUCUACCGCGCGUUCCUCGCGUUCAUCUAUUUUGAUAACGGCCAGGCGGCGAUCCAGUUUUAUCUUGAUGCAACACACACGACGGAUAUAAUGCAAUCAAGCUUCCUGAUGUUCUCGAUUCUAAUGGGCGACUCGUUAAUCAUUCACCGGCUCUGGGUCGUCUGGGAGCGCCGUGUUUCAGUCGUCCUGUUUCCGAUAUGCAGCUUGAUCGCGCUGACGACAUGCAGUGCCGUUUCGUUGUAUACUGUGAGCAGGAAGAACACUAAAGAGGACAUCUUCUCCAAUCCGUGGCUGACGAGCAACUGCGUCCUUACUCUCGUAACGAACGUCUACUGCACUGCUUUCAUCACGUACAAAAUCUGGAACAUCACGCGCGUUGUCAGACCGGUGGGAGGGUCCAGUCUUCGUGAAUUCUUGGUCAUCGUGAUGGAGUCCGCGGCAAUUUACGCUUCGUGGGCGAUCCUGUUCACAGCGACGUACAAAACACGCUCGCUGCUGCAGUUCCUCGUGAUCCAGUGCGCACCAGAAGUCGUCGGCAUCGUCAACGCGCUGAUCCACACGCGCGUGGGGCUCGGCUGGGCCGUGGAAGCCGUCACGCCGCUCGACGGGCCGUCCGAGAAGCUCGCAUUCGCACAGCGCUUUCCGACGCUGGGGCACACGACUGUGAGCGAGACGCUCAAUGGCGCGGGGAUCGGCAGCCUCGACUUGACCGCGGCCGGUCCCGGCGUGGAGUGGGCUGCGGGGUCGCCGGACAUGGCUGUGGGCGGUGGCGGGCGAUGGGGGCAGGAAAAGCUGCCGGCCCUGUCCGGUUCGAAUUGGGAUCAGCGGUCUGACUCGAAAGACUCCGAGGAGGACUUGGGAGAGCUGUCUAGCGUGGAUAGACGCAGGGGUUCGACGUUUGACAGCUCUGUGGGCCACUCUACGUACCGGUCUGCUCUGGAAAGCCCAGUGUAGAGCUAUGUUACCUUGUAAACUAAAUACCCGUAUAUAUGUACAGGGAGUCUUUGCGCCGAUCAGGGAUUGAACUGAUUGGUGUAUAACUCGUCGUUGACCGGUCGACGGUUCUGGAACUUGACUCUAUCACUUGGUGCUUAACUUUCCUUC
Molecule: messenger RNA, 3566 nt
Organism: Mycena citricolor
Lineage: Eukaryota; Fungi; Basidiomycota; Agaricomycetes; Agaricales; Mycenaceae
Source: the annotation of a GenBank genome assembly